AUGCCGUUUGCUUCUCCAUUUCCGCUCUUAGAUUUGCCAAAGGUCGAUAUCCUGACUUAUCUAUUUCCUCCUGGCCAACAAGUUUCAACAAAACCUCUAUGGAUAGACUCAAGAGAUACUAGCCUGUCAUUAUCACCUGCCCAGUUACUACAAUGGGUCAAGAGGCUCUCUUAUGGGUUGGGAAGAACCGGAUUAAAGAAGGGCGAUGUGGUGAUGAUAUACACGCCAAAUCAUAUUUUUGUACCCGUUGCAUAUUUGGGAAUUGUUGGGGCAGGUUAUGCUUUCAGUGGAGCGAAUCCAAUUUACACCUUGCCAGGCAAGUUCAGAUUCCCCGAAAUGGUACACCAGAUCAAGAACACGGAGACUCAGAUAAUUUUGGCGCAUCCGACAAUGGUCAAGACGGCCGUGGCAGCGGCUGAAAAGGCAGGCUUAGCUAAAAGGCGUAUCUAUCAAUUCUCGGAUACAGAAUGCGAGACUCUGGAUGGAGUGAAAGAUUGGAGAGCGAUGAUUGGAAGUCUCUCACAAGGAGAUGAGUACUCCUGGCCCAAACUUAGCCCCGACGAAGCUGUCAAUACAGUCGCGACAAUUAACUACUCAUCUGGGACCACGGGUCUCCCAAAAGGUGUCUGUGUCAGUCAUUACAACCUCAUUGCCAAUAUCGAACAAACAAUCUUCAUUCGAGACCACAAAAAGCCAUAUACUAGAGAAACUCGGCCACCUGAGCGUUGGAUUGGUUUUCUCCCACUGUAUCAUGCUUAUGGACAGCUUUACACAAUUCUGAUGGCAAUUAAGUUGCAGGUUCCUGUAUACGUCAUGAAGCAAUUUGUCUAUGGCGAGUUUUUACAAGCAAUCCAAGACUUUAAGAUCACGCAUCUACAGAUUGCCCCGCCAAUCCUGGUCAUGUUGAGCAAACGCCCCGAGACGGCAAAAUACGAUCUUAGUAGUGUAACAGAUGUACUUUGCGGAGCCGCACCGUUAUCGAAAGAAUUGCAAAACGACUGUUCAAGACGAUUCAAGAUGCAGAUCAACCAGGGCUGGGGAAUGACCGAGGUCACAUGUGGAGCGAUUCAUGUUCCAGGAGGCGUCAAUGAUGAUUCCGGAAGUGUUGGACAGCUGGACCCGAACACAGAAUGUAUGCUUCUGGACGAUGACGGAAAGGAGGUGGCUACUGGGGAACCUGGCGAGAUGUACAUUCGAGGUCCCCAAGUCUGCCUUCGGUACUGGAAAAAUGAUGUCGCCACCAAAGAGUCAAUAAGUGAAGAUAAAUGGUUACGGACGGGAGAUGUAGCGGUUUGUGAUGAUAGAGGGUAUUUUUGGAUUGUUGACCGUAAGAAGGAACUUAUCAAAGUAAACGCACUGCAAGUUGCGCCCGCAGAGCUGGAAGCGGUCUUGCUCGAGCACGAGCAUAUUGCCGACGCCGCAGUUGUCGGCAUAACAUUACACAACGAGGAGUGGCCAAGAGCCUAUGUCGCCAUUCAGGAAGCUUCCAAAGGCAAAGUUACUCCUGGAGAUAUUGAAGAGUGGAUAAAAUCUAGGGUUGCAAAGCACAAACAUCUUGUAGGAGGUGUUACUUUUGUUGAUGAGGUUCCAAAGUUGGCAAGUGGGAAGAUUCAGAGGAAGACGAUGAGGGAAUGGUCAAAAGCUGAUGCGAAGGUCUUGGAACAACAAAGUAAAGCUAGAUUCUAG
Glarea lozoyensis ATCC 20868 is the source of this 1686-nucleotide messenger RNA. Its product is annotated as Acetyl-CoA synthetase-like protein. Gene Ontology annotation, biological process: secondary metabolic process. Bases 1 to 1686 code for a protein of 561 amino acids. The record is from RefSeq and is a predicted model, not a curated record. Gene Ontology annotation, molecular function: CoA-ligase activity. The transcript has 3 exons. NCBI's taxonomy places the organism in Eukaryota, Fungi, Ascomycota, Leotiomycetes, Helotiales, Helotiaceae.